UGCUGAAGGACGGUCGGCUCCUCGCACUCUCAUCUUUACUCCCCGAAACACAGGCAGAGUGCAGGAACAGACAGACCAUGGGGGAGCACCACAGUGGCUCGGCCGGAGUCACACAACCAUCUGUGUCAGGAGAGCAGAUGGAGGGACACAUUUACGAGGUUGCGGUGCAGAGCAACUCCACUAAUCACACCUCCCAGUUUGCAGAUGUGGCCCUGCUGCAGAAGUUCAAGUCCCUCAUCAUCCCCUGCUACGUGCUGGUGGUGGUGGUGGGCGUCUUCGGCAAUUACCUGCUCCUCUAUGUCAUCUGCCGAACCCGAAAGAUGCACAGUGUCACCAACUUCUUCAUCGGCAACCUGGCCUUCUCCGACAUGCUCAUGUGUGUGACUUGUGUCCCCUUCACGCUCGCCUACGCCUUCAAUCCACACGGUUGGGUGUUUGGCCGCUCGAUGUGUUAUCUGGUGUUCCUCGUCCAACCGGUCACCGUCUACGUUUCCGUCUUCACACUCACAGCUAUCGCGGUGGACAGAUAUUACGCAACCGUUCAUCCCCUGAAGAAGCGCACCUCAGUGGCCACCUGUGCCUCUGUCCUCACUGGCAUCUGGCUGCUGUCCUGCGGGCUGGUGGCUCCGGCAGUGACCCACACCUACCACGUCGAAUUCAAAGAGGAAGGCUUCACCAUCUGUGAGGAGUUCUGGUUGGGACAAGAGAAAGAAAGACGCGCUUAUGCAUACAGCACCCUGCUGGUCACAUAUGUCCUGCCGCUGUCGGCCGUCUUCAUCUCUUAUCUGUGCAUCACUGUCAAACUGAGGAACUGUGUUGCACCGGGCCACAGGACACAAGGCCAGGCAGGGGCUCAGCAGGCUCGUAAGAGGAAGAUCUUUCGCUUGGUCGCACUCCUGGUCUCUGCCUUUGCCGUGUGCUGGCUCCCGAUUCACGUGUUCAACGUGCUGCGAGACGUUGACAUUCACCUCAUUAACAAGCGCUACUUUUUACUCAUACAACUGCUGUGCCACCUGUGCGCCAUGAGCUCCUCUUGUUGUAACCCUUUCCUCUACGCAUGGCUACACGACCGCUUCCGCACCGAGCUGCGGAAGAUGUUCAAGUGCCGCCAUCGUAUUGGAGUGCCCGCCAAUCACUGUGCAGCCAGUGUGGUCUUGUAAUCGAUUGCUGAAAAUGUUGGUGUGGUAAAGAAUUAAUGGAGUUCAUCCUGUGGCCACCGUUAAUAUCCACAAGACAUGUUUUACUGGCAGUACAUUGAUUCUUACGUUGUGUACAAACACGAUAUAUUGGCCAGGAUGGCUCUUGAAGGGAGGCCACUUUUCUGGGGAGUGUGAAAGGGUUCAGUCAAUUUCGUUAGAAAAAUAAAAUGACGAAGAAGAAAUGUUACCCCGGACAGAAGAAAAGAAGGGAUUGUUAAUCCUCUGUGGGCCAUGAAUGACUCGAAAUAUCAACACCAUCCAGAUCCAAUUGUAUAAAAAAGUUGAUUAUUUUCCACAAGGUUGCUGCUAUAGGAUAAAUCUCAUACAUAUUACAACCUGCUAAGGGUUCAUCCUCUGGGAAUCACGUGUGUGCCAAGUAAAUUUCAUGACAAACUGAAACUUGAACUUUGAGAUUUCUUUUACAAAAAUGAAUAGACAUAGGGUCACUACUGUAAAUGAAAGUUCAAUGGGCGGCUAGGACUAUUUUAACCGAUUCUCUGGGAGGCACAGCAGCAGAUUCAAUAGAAAUCAGGUCAUUUAUUGAUAAGAUAACUUGUCCUGGACUAUGGUGUUGGGUAUUAAAAUAAUUUCCAAUAAUGGUGUCAGAGGUCACCAACAUCAGGAUGGGAAAAAGGCCUACAAAGGUGUUUGGGAUCAUCCUCUGGAAACCACACCAAACUUCAAGGAGGGUCAACCCUGGGCCAAACUUGGGAUGACCCUUUGAUCCAUCCAUCCAUCCAUGGACUUACAGAUACAUGUUUAUCAUAGGUUUCUCUUCUGGGAAAACGUUUGUGAUGUAAAGGCUUAAAAUAUCUAAGAUUGCUCUUUCAAUAUUUAAUGUGACACAUUGUAAUGUAUAUGUAGGCUACUGUUCAUGUAACCGUCUGUUUAUGGAAUGAUCUGUAAGAACGAGAUAUUGUCCUCUUGAGGGACUCAUCUUUAUGCUAACAAACGAACGAGGAUUCUAAUCUAAAAUGACCUAGAAAUGCCAGAUGAAGGUCGAGCGCGAUGAACAUAGUUAAGAUGAAUAUAUGAAAAGCAAAUGAGUUCAGAUCUAGUUUGGAGUGGUCACAGCAGAUGAGUUUGUUUCACACCAGGGCACUGGUGUCAGAUCUAAUAAUGUGGUGCUCUGCCUUUAGAGCCCGAUGGAAUAAAUUAUCAUCAUGAACUUGCGCCCCCAGGGCUCUAAUUUUAUGAAAAGCCAGAGGUUGAAUAAGCACCUCGCUGUAUAAUUUAUCUAAUUAUUUCCAAUAGCUUAUAUAGCUGGCUUGUAAAAAUGGCUGUAGAAUUUGAAGUGUGGUGGUUGCCUAUGUGUUCUUUGUGCUGGUCUGUAUUCUCUACGUGUACACGUCCUUCUGACUCACUGUAGGAGUGGAGGUGGACGGCGGAGGUCUUGUUGCACCUGUAUGAAUUCAACAGGAUUGAAGUGCUACGGUCACUGAAGUGAUUAAACCAUUGUCGUUAUAGUUGCUCUUUCCUUAUCAUCAUUUACUCUGCAAACCAAUGGCUUUGGGUACAUACAGCAUACAGUGCUUUUUAAGUAUAUAUAUUCUUUGUGAUGUUACAUGCUACAAAGUUAUUUGACGUGGGCUGUGUUACCACACACUGUGAAUAAAAAGGCCAGACGA
Molecule: messenger RNA, 2827 nt
Organism: Hippoglossus stenolepis (Pacific halibut)
Lineage: Eukaryota; Metazoa; Chordata; Actinopteri; Pleuronectiformes; Pleuronectidae
Product: prolactin-releasing peptide receptor
Exons: 3
Coding region: 78-1160 (360 amino acids)
Biological process (GO): G protein-coupled receptor signaling pathway
Cellular component (GO): neuron projection; plasma membrane
Molecular function (GO): neuropeptide Y receptor activity; neuropeptide binding
Source: RefSeq, a predicted model, not a curated record